Messenger RNA from Puntigrus tetrazona (Sumatra barb), 1656 nucleotides. RefSeq names its product taste receptor type 1 member 1-like. Gene Ontology annotation, biological process: G protein-coupled receptor signaling pathway. NCBI's taxonomy places the organism in Eukaryota, Metazoa, Chordata, Actinopteri, Cypriniformes, Cyprinidae. The record is from RefSeq and is a predicted model, not a curated record. Gene Ontology annotation, molecular function: G protein-coupled receptor activity. Gene Ontology annotation, cellular component: membrane.
AUGGCAGUGGUCUCAGCCAACCACGCCUCUCACAGUGGACAUUCAGUUGUUAGAGACCGCCUGGUGACGCGUUUCCUCCAUGGAGAAAGUCUCAAUAACUUCCCUUCAAAGGGUCAGAGAGUUCCAGAGCUCCUUAGGACGGCAGAUCGAGAGAGUAAGCAGACGGACUGGCAGGCAGAGCACGGGCACAUUUCCUCAAAAUCUGGAUAUCAGAUGCUGCAAGUAAUGAGAUUUGCUGUUGAAGAGAUUAAUAACUCCACCACUCUUCUGCCCAAUGUAUCUCUGGGAUAUGAAAUUUUUGACCACUGUUCUAAUAUAAAGAAUUUAAAUUCAGUCUUAAAUUUGAUCUCCAAGAAUGGCUCAAUCAAACCUAAAGAAAAACUCAACAACUAUCAGCCUAAAGUGAUUGCUUUAACAGGGCCAUAUGGAAGCACAAGAACUAUUGCUACCGCACCACUGAUAACAAUGGACCUUAUACCAAUGGUGAAUUAUGGAGCUACUAGCUAUGCAUUAAGCAAUAAACUUAAGUAUCCUUCUUUUGUAAGAACAAUCCCUAGCAACAAAGACCUGGUAGAGAUGAUUAUUCACAUCAUACAGUGGUUUGGAUGGAACUGGGUUGCCUUUAUUGGUAGUCAAGAUGAUUACAGCACAGACGGACUAAAGCUGUUUAACAAGUAUAUAAAUAAUACAGGCAUUUGUUUGGCCUAUCAAGAGGGACUAAGUCUAAAUGCAAACUACAGUCAAACGCUUAAAAAGAUCGAUAAGCUCAACAUUAAUGUCAUUGUAGUUUUUGCUUUGCCACAAUAUGCAAGCAAAAUUAUCAAAGCAGCCAUAGCAAACAACAUCCAGGACAAAGUAUGGAUUGCAAGUCAAGCAUGGGCUAUGAAUCAACAGAUUCCAAGAGAACCAGGAAUCAGGAAAAUUGGUACAGUCAUUGGCAUUACAGAGAGACUGUUAUCACUGCCUGGAUUUAAUAAAUUCAUCUAUAAAACCAGAGGAACAACUGUUGUUGGUCAUAAUGAUAGCGAUGAGACUGGCAUCCUGGGAAAGAGAAAUACAUGUAAUCAAGUUUGUGAGUACUGCUCAUUGUUGCAAGUGGAAGAAAUCAUAAAAGAAAAUCCCACAUUCUCCUUUGCCAUCUAUUCUGCCAUAUAUACCAUAGCUCAUGCAUUACAUAGAGUUCUGCAGUGCGACAUGAAUGAAUGCCACAAUAAAACAAUGGCCAAGCCAUACAUGGUUCUCGAGGAGAUCAUGCCUCAUGAUCAAUCUAAAAAUGCAUGCUUCUACAUCCUUCCCUAUCACAGGAGGUUCCUAAGGCUCAGGCGUUUGCGAUUAGAGACACAUCACAUUCUGGUUCUUUAUCCACUGGGGCUGGAUGCUAUGAUACAGGUGUGGCCUGUUUUACUGAAUGAUCUGUUCCCGGGAGUUCUGCUCUCCAUGGGAAACUUCUGCCAGGAGGUAUCUUUUUUCUUAGGUGUGGCCUCUGAGGAGCUUCCGUUCUCUCAACUGAGGUUGUUGAGACCAUCCUUCAAUCCCGAGCUCCCUUUACAAGGAAACUACACCCCCAGUUACAUGCUUCCUCCAUGGUGCACUGAGGCUGAGGUCUAUGGCCAAGGAAACUUAAGCUAUGUGGUGGGUCAGGAUGCUACUCCAUAG